UCAAUGCUGCGAUGCGUCCUACCAUGUGUACUGUCGCUGCGAGUCGCAACAGCCUGCGCUCAAGGCGUGGAACAGUCGACAGCUCGCCCCGGGUGCCCUCCCGCCGGCGCCAGCGACCUCCCGCCACGCAACCUACUCCCCCACACCGCCGCGCACACCAAGCAGCACCGGCCCGCGGCAGCACCGUGCGCGCCAACGCGGCCGCGGCCGCCGGCCUGCCCGCUGACCAGCAGUCGCCGCGGCCUGCUGUCGCGGCCUCGUGGUGGGUGGAGCUGUUUCGGCCUCUGGAGCACAGGGGCUGCAACGCCGAGCUGCUCGUGCUGCUGCUGGGCGAGACGCUGUGCGGGCUGGCCACAACCCUGCAGACCACCUUCCUGUUCGUGUACCUGCACCUGGAGCUGGGGCUGCCGGCCCUGGGCAUUGUGGCGGCCCAGGGCAGUGUGCACUUCCUGUGCGGGCUGGCUAAGGGCGCCAGCGGCGUGGUGGGCGACAUCGUCAGGUCGCAGUCUCGGGUCAUCAAGUUUGGCACGUUCCUCACGUUCCUGUGCAAGCCCAUGAUGCUGCUGGCCGGGGCCGUGCACGCCGCGCUCGGGCCGGAGGCCUGCGCCUGGUGGUUCUUUGUGGCACGGCUGUGCGACCAGCUGAGCAAGAACGUGCGCGAGCCGUGCGUAAACGCGCGAGUCAAGCAGCUUGCAGAGGAGAGCGCCGAAAAGACAGGGCCUGCGGGCGGCGAGAGCAAGGACGCGCUUCAGGCUCGGAAGAAGAAGGCACGGCAAAGCGCAUUCGCACUGAAGGAGACCUUGGGCACCGUCGCCAUCGCCACCGGCGGCCUUUCCUCGGGCCUGGUCCUCGCGGCCACUGGCGGCGACUACACGCUCACCAUGGCGGCGUCGGCUGUGCCGCCCGCCCUGGCGCUGGCGUGGUAUGCCGCGCGCUUGCGGGACGACAACGGCGCGUCGCCGGAGCCAGAGAAGAAGAGGACGCCGGUGAAGUGGACGUGGGCGCUGCUGCGGGCCACCUUCAAUGCCUUUGACCCUGCGUACUGGGAGUACAAGGUGGUGAACGUGCUGCUCUGGUUUGCUCGCUUCGACGUCGCGCUCCUGACCCUGCGGGCUGUGGAGGUGGUACCGAAAGAGCUGCUGCCCGCCAUGAUUGUGACCAACAUGACCAUGCAGAUCCUCCUGACGCCCGUAGUGGGCAAGAUCGCCGGCGGUGGCGGGGCCAAGGGCGGCGGUUCCUCCCACCGCAACGCGCUGCUGCUGCUGCUGGCGGGGCUGGGGGUCAUGGUGGCGGCCAACGCGUGCUUCGUACUGCCCGGCCUGGCCAACACCUGGGGCAUGUUUGCCGGAGCCGCGCUCCUCGGUGUGCACAUGGCACUGACGCACGCCAACCUCAAGGCGACGUCUGCUGCCAUGAUGCCGCAAAAGGAGGUGCCGGGCCUGGGCAGGGUGGAUGGAAGCGCCGCGUCCUUUGACGCCUCCCUACUUGGCGUUGCCCUGCUCGGCAGCAACGCGGCGGCGGGCGCCCUGACGGACAUGACGCGCGAGGCGGGACUCGGCAACGUGGGCUGCUUCUGCGGUGGCGCCGCGGCGUGCCUGCUGGCGGGUCUGCUGCUGAUUGCGUUUUGCACCUGGGGCCACCUGGGCAAGUGGGCGGUCGAGAAGGACGCGGAGGCGGCGCGGAAGACGGUGCGGAAGGCUGCGGAGGAGGCCGCGGCGAAGGCCGAGGAUAAGGCCGCAGAGCCUUUGUUGGCAUAGAUAUACUGCCACGUGCAUUUUCGUGUGCGAUAAUUGGGGAAGGAGGGAGGGCAUGGAUCAGCGAGACGUACGCGCACCUCGAGGGUGGCGGAGACGUGCUUAUCCCGCUUGUGCGUGUGCAGUACGGUAUGUGGCAGUUGCAGUGAUGGUGUUGCGGGCAGCAAGGCCUGGGCCGGGGGUGCUGGUUCUAGGCAGGGCUGCGGCAGGCGUGGAGGGCGGCUGUUGACAAUUGGGGGGGGGUGUUCGGAAGGGCGUUGGCUGGAUGUGUGUUGGUGUCCUGUGUUGAUGCCGCACCAGUGAACCUAUAGCGUCGCAUGCCAGCGUAUGACUGACGGACGGUGGCCCCAGCCUAUUGACUGUGAUGAUACAAGGUGCGAGCGGCCAGGGGCCCAAGUCUCGUGAUGUGCACAGUGCACGCACCUCAAGGAACCCAUCCACCACUUCCAAACGCGCUCUGAAAGGCUC
Molecule: messenger RNA, 2222 nt
Organism: Chlamydomonas reinhardtii
Lineage: Eukaryota; Viridiplantae; Chlorophyta; Chlorophyceae; Chlamydomonadales; Chlamydomonadaceae
Exons: 14
Coding region: 24-1757 (577 amino acids)
Source: RefSeq, a predicted model, not a curated record